Molecule: messenger RNA, 762 nt
Organism: Protopolystoma xenopodis
Lineage: Eukaryota; Metazoa; Platyhelminthes; Monogenea; Polystomatidea; Polystomatidae
Source: the annotation of a GenBank genome assembly
AUGUUUGACCUGUCGCUUCGUCGGGGCUCAAUUCCUCUUAGUGGCAAAAGUCUGUUGCCUAGGCGACCGCCCUCUAGUGCAGGCUCACUUGUCAAUAGGCUUAAUGCGACAAUCCAGAGAUCUGGUCCCUCUGUGUUUCCCUUCCCUCCUGUCUCUAGGAGCCAGUUGCACUUGCCACUCUCUAUUCAGCCUCAUCACCAGCCGUCUCUCUAUUCAGGUUUAGCUCGUACUGUCCAACAGACUCAACAGCCACAACGUCAACAGCGCCAGUAUCACACUUCUUCUAGUCUUCCUUCCGCGCCCCAAACUUCAUCUUUGAUCUCCGGGCUUUCUGGACACCAUGUGCAGCAACAGCAGCAGACCUACGCCUAUCCCCAUCACCAUCACAUCCAGCAACCUUGUGUUGAUUACUACAACUCUACAGCCUUUCUGAACCUAGGCAUUCAAGGAAGCAGUCUUGUCAGUCUUUCCGGUGCAGAGAGUGGGCUUGGCGCGAGCCAGCUUACCACUUUACCGAUUAGUGGCAACCACGAGACCAGUCAGUCGGGACCAGGUUUCAUACCUUGGGGCGCCCAAGCAACUAGUAUUGCCGGGAAACGCGUUUUGGGGACUACGAUUGAGAACUGGACUUCACUAUCUAAAUCAGGCGGUAGGUUAUACAUACACAUAUCCGUACAGUUAUAUUCUCGAACUUGGUCACAACUGUACAGAUGGUUUUUGUCGCUUUACUUAUGCAGUAUGCAAAAGGUGGACUUAGAAUAG